AUGUCCGACAGUAUGAUACGUGAAAAACCGACGGCAUUUGGAUCAAUUCGUCAGAAUAAUAUAUUUAAUGGUCAUUCUCCAUUGAAAUUAUUUACUCAUGCAAAAAUAACGAUAACUGACAUUUUUAAAAAUAUUGCAUCAUAUGUCAAUGAUUCAAAUACAUAUCUUAAUGAUGUAAUAAAAUCUGAUCGAAAUUUAAUAACUAAUGAUAAAUAUAAAGAAAUACAACAAUUAAAAGAAAGAGUUAGUCGGAUAUUAUCAAUUAUAUCACGUGAUCAUAUGAAAGUUGUUUUUUUUGGAAGAACAAGUAAUGGAAAGAGUACAGUUAUGAAUGCAAUGUUAAGAGAAAAAAUAUUACCAAUUGGUAUGGGACAUACAACAAAUUGUUUUCUUCAAAUCGAAGGAACAGAUAAAAAUGAACCAUCAGUUCUUAUACCAGGAUCUGACGAACUAAAAAGUAUAAAUAAUUUAAGUAGUAUUGGUAAUGCUUUAUCAAGAGAAAAACUUGAUUCAGAUUCUCUUGUAAAAAUUUUAUGGCCAAAAGAAAAAUGCCGUCUUAUUCGAGAUGAUGUGAUUCUAGUCGACAGUCCUGGCAUCGAUGUUUCAGUUAAUCUUGAUGAAUGGAUUGAAAAAUAUUGUUUAGAUGCUGAUGUAUUUGUACUUGUUAUAUCAGCUGAAGCAACGAUUGCAGGAGCAGAAAAGAAAUUUCUACAUCAUGUUGCUGAACGUUUAUCAAAUCCAAAUAUAUUUAUUUUAAUGAAUCGUUGGGAUGCAAUAGAUAAUGAACCUGAAAUGGUUGAAUUGGUGAAACAACAACAUCUUGAUCGAGGUUUAGAAUUUCUAUGUGAUGAAUUAAAUCUAUGUCAACGAAAAGAAGCUGCUGAACAUCGAAUGUUUUUUAUUUCAGCACGUGAAGCUUUAUUAAAUCGAAAUGUGAAUAUAAGUACUUUAUCAAAAAGUGGAUUUAAUAAAGCAUAUAAAGAACGUCUUAUUGAAUUUAAUAAAUUUGAACAUGAAUUUGAAAAAUGUAUAUCAAAAACAGCUGUAAAAACAAAAUUUGAACAACAUACAAAUCGUGGAAAAGAAAUUCUUAUAUUAUUAUGUGAAACAAUAACUAAUAUAAUUAAUAAAUCACAAACAAUAAAACAAGAAUCUAGUGAAAAAUUAAUUGAAACGGAAGAUAGAAAUAAUUUUCUUGAACGUGAAUUAAUUUUAAUAACAGAAUUAGCUAAAGAAAAAAUUCGAUAUGUAUCAGAAGAUGUUUAUCAAAGAGUUGCACAAACUUUAAAUGAUGAAAUUAAACGUCUUUAUACAUUAAUUGAAGAAUUUGAUCGUCCAUUUUCAUCUGAUUAUAAUCAAAUUCCACUCUAUAAACAAGAUUUACAUCGUUGGGUUGAACAACAACUUGGUACAAAUUUACAAAAUCGUCUUCAUACAACAUUAUAUAAUUCAUUAGAUAUUGUUCAUAGUGAAAUAAAAGAACGUAUUAAAUCAAUAUUAUUAACAAAUGAACGUAAAUUAUUUGUUGAUUCAAUAAUACCACGUUCUGAUUUUGCUAUAUCAUAUCGUUUGGAUUGUUCAAAUCUUUGUUCAGAUUUUCAUGAAGAUAUACAAUUUAAAUUUUCAUUAGGUUUAACAUCAUUAUGGGAAAAUUUUGUUCAAAAUCAAAAUAAAUCAACAAACUAUAUAUCUUCAUCAUUAUUAAAUUCUUCAAAUGAUUUAUUUACAACAUCAAAAUCUAGUUUAGUUACAUUAGGUAUAUCAGCAUUAAUAUGGCGUAGUAUUGGAUGGAAAAUGGUUGCUAUUAUUGGUAGUAUUUAUGGUAGUUUGUAUCUUUAUGAAAGAUUAAUGUGGACAAAAAAAGCACAAGAACGUGCAUUUAAACGUCAAUAUGCUGAUUAUAUAUCAGCAAAAAUGAAAUUAAUUGUUGAUUUAACAUCAGGUAAUGCAAGUGCACAAGUUCAUCAAGAAUUAUCAAUGUAUUUUGCACAAACAAUACAUUAUGUUGCUAUGGAAAAAGAUGAUAUAUUAGAUAAUAUACAAGAAAUCAAAAAUGAAAUUAAUCAUUUAAAAUCUUAUAUUGAUAAAGGAAAAAAACUUACGAAACAAAUCGAUAAAAUUGACCAUGAAUUAAAUCAAUUUGCAAAACAAUAUUUAUUAACUGAUUCAACGAACAUAACAAAUUAA
This is a messenger RNA of Rotaria sordida, 2187 nucleotides long. Lineage: Eukaryota; Metazoa; Rotifera; Eurotatoria; Philodinida; Philodinidae. The record is from the annotation of a GenBank genome assembly.